UAUAAAUCAAGGUCUUUAUUAGACAUUUUCGUUCAAAUGCACCCUACAAGAUCUCAUAGCAUCUAUGGUCAACGCUUGACUGGAACACAUCACACUUUACGAACUCACACAUAAUACCAAUCAUGGCUGUCAAUGGCUCCGCUUCUGUGAAUCAGACACCCAAGUCCAUAUCCCCAGUCGCCCUGUGCCAUGUAGUUCUCCGAACUACCCCUGAGGGCUACGAGAAGUUGGUGGACUUCUACCUGACCCUCCUCGGUGCCAAAAUCACCCACAAGUCCCACCGCUUGGCGUUCCUAAGCUACGACUACGAACACCACCGGCUCGCCGUCGUCGCCGAUCCCAAUUCGCAUAGACGUGGGCCCGAAGGACCUCAAGUCGGCCUUCACCACGUAGCGUUCGGGUUCGACACAUUGGGUGACCUCGCGACGGCGUAUGAGCAGAGAAAGGCUGUCGGGAUUCUGCCGGUGUGGUGCGUGAACCAUGGUAUGAGCACGAGCAUGUACUACGAAGACCCCGAUGGGAAUGAGAUAGAGUUCCAGGUGGACAACUUCGAUACGGUUCAGGAAGCGGUGGACUUCAUGCAAUCCAAGGAUUUUGAGGAGAAUCCGGUCGGUGUAGACUUCAAUGCUGAUGAUUUCGUCCAGAGGGUAAGGAGUGGUGAGGAUGAGAAGGUUAUUAAAGCUAGACCGAAUAUUGGGAAGAGGGACAGGAAGUGAGAGAUGAAUGAAACUAGGGGAGUCGGCAGUGGUGCGCUGUUAAGACCUUUAGAACAGAGAUAGUUAUGUCGACUUAUUUGUAAUGAGCAGUAUAACUAGGUAAAUCUACCUACAUCUUUCACAUACUGAGAAUAAGGC
Messenger RNA from Annulohypoxylon truncatum, 854 nucleotides. Its product is annotated as Glyoxalase/Bleomycin resistance protein/Dihydroxybiphenyl dioxygenase. Lineage: Eukaryota; Fungi; Ascomycota; Sordariomycetes; Xylariales; Hypoxylaceae. The record is from RefSeq and is a predicted model, not a curated record. The transcript has a single exon. The coding region runs from base 123 to 716 and encodes 197 amino acids.